AUCGCGGCGCCGGAGGAGGGCGUGCGGAAGAGCGGUGCGUCCGAAAGGCGGAGCGUCCGUGCGUCGGCGGGGGGAAGCAGAAGGGAUGCGCGAGGCGGCCCGGAGCGAGGAGAGCGCUUCAAGAAGCCGCCGGGGAACCGUCCGGGAAAGGGAGCGAGGAACCCCUUGGACUUGAGCGCGGCUCCGAAGCAGCGCGGAGAGGAGAGGAGCGAGGCGGCGUGCCAGGAGGGACGGCAGAGCCCGUGUGAGCGGCGCGGGGGAGGCGGCGACAGCAGCUCUGAUCUGGACGUCCGCCGGGGCAUCCACACGGCAGAGAGGCCGUACUGCUGUCCUCAGUGCCCGUGGAGCUUCAAAAGCAAAUCUGGCCUCGUCCGCCACCGGCGCAUCCACACGGGAGAGCGGCCCUUCAAGUGCCCCGAGUGCGGGAAGGGCUUCAAAAGCAGCUCUGAGCUCCCCUGCCACCGGCGCAUGCACACGGGAGAGCGGCCCUACAAGUGCAAGGAGUGCGGGAAGGGCUUCAAGAGCAGCUCUGCUCUCAUCUGCCACCGGCGCGUCCACACGGGAGAGCGGCCCUACAAGUGCCCCGAGUGCGGGCAGGGCUUCACAUGCAGUUCCCACCUCUACCGCCACCGCUUCAGCCACACAGGAGAAAAAGCGUUUCGCUGCCAUCAGUGCGGGAAGGGCUUCACGAGCAGCUCUGCCCUCGCCUACCACCGGCGCAUCCACACGGGAGAGACGCCGUUCAGCUGCCCCCAGUGCCCACGCAGCUUUAGGUGCAGCUCCAUGCUCAGCUCCCACCUGCUCGCCCACGCGGGAGAGCGGCCCUACAAGUGCCAGGAGUGCGGGAAGGGCUUCACGAGCAGCUCCGGCCUCUACCACCACCAGCACAUCCACACGGGAGAGCGGCCCUACAAGUGCAACGAGUGCAGGAAGAGCUUCAAAAGCAGCUCCCGUCUGGCCGAGCACCAGGGCGUUCACGCGGGAGGGGGACCCAACCGCUGUCCUCAGUGCCUGCAGAGCUUCGCCAGCAGUUCUGCCCUCGUCAUCCACCGGCGCAUCCACACCGGCGAGCGGCCCUUCAAGUGCCCCGAGUGCGGGACGGGCUUCAAGAGCAGCUCCGAGCUCACGUACCACAAGCGCAGCCACACGGGAGAGCGGCCCUUUGGGUGCCCCGAGUGCGGGAAGGCCUUCAAGAGCAGCUCUGCCCUCACCUCCCACCGGCGCAGCCACACGGGAGAGCGGCCCUACAAGUGCAACGAGUGCGGGAAGGGCUUCAAGAGCAGCUCCGACCUCAUCUACCACCAGCGCGUCCACACCGAGGAGAGACCGUUUAAGUGCCCCGAGUGCGGGAAGAGCUUCAAGGGCAGCUCUGACCUCAUUUACCACCAGAUCAUCCACACGGGAGAGCGGCCCUACAAGUGCCCCGAGU
Molecule: messenger RNA, 1429 nt
Organism: Meleagris gallopavo (turkey)
Lineage: Eukaryota; Metazoa; Chordata; Aves; Galliformes; Phasianidae
Source: RefSeq, a predicted model, not a curated record